Messenger RNA from Argentina anserina (silverweed cinquefoil), 417 nucleotides. Its product is annotated as disease resistance protein L6-like. Lineage: Eukaryota; Viridiplantae; Streptophyta; Magnoliopsida; Rosales; Rosaceae. Gene Ontology annotation, biological process: signal transduction. The record is from RefSeq and is a predicted model, not a curated record. The transcript has 3 exons. The coding region runs from base 1 to 417 and encodes 138 amino acids.
AUGCUAUCAGCAGACUGGCCUAAUAUGAACAACGGCCAAGAAGAGCUGGAUUUACUGAAUCGCAGAGUAAAAGCACUUCCACUAUCUGAGCUUCGUCCAGAUAUUCUAGCUGAACUCCUUCGAAGUGGUGACAUCCCUGAGUGUCCAAAGUCGGAGAAGGCAUUGGAUGAACUCUUGGAGCAUCUCCAAGCCGGGAAUAAUGAUGUAGAAAAAACAGUGCUGCCGAUAUUCUACGGUGUCGAUCCCUCCGAUGUACGGAAUCAAACCGGAUGUUUUGCAGAUGCCUUUGCUAACUAUGAGAAUAAGUACAAGGAUGAACCACAAAAGGUAGAAACCUGGAGAGCUGCUUUGAGAAAACUGGCAAACCUCGCUGGCUGGGAUUCAAACGGCUGUUGCUUCAUCCUCUCACUUUUAUAG